AUGUCGACAUCCGUCGGCACCAGCAAUGCGGGGACCGAGCCUAGUGCUCUCGGGAAGAAGCUCAGGCCGACGACGAGCCCGACCGGAUUCGAGCGGCCAGGUAUCUGGAGCUUUCCGCCUUUCUUCACGAUCCAACCGAAUCCCACGACGCAGCAGCACCAACUCGCGCUGUGGACUGAGCUCGUGCUUGCAUGGGCGAAGCACGACCGCGUUUUCUCCGUGAAUGCGGACAGUCCGGAGCCUGGAGACGUGUUCAACAACAAGACCAUCGGACGCAAACUACAGCCUCCUGCACUGAAGCAGCUACUUGCGCAUAUGGCAGCUGAGGGCAAUGCGGCCGCCGACCCGCCAAAGCAGACAACAACAUACCUGCUCUACUGGCGCAAGCCCGAGGAAUGGGGACAGCUGAUCUACGACUGGGUUUCGGACAACGGGUUCUUGAACACGAUCAUGACCUUUUACGAGAUUGUCGACGGCGACCUGGCCCACACGACUGGUGAGUCGCUGUUUCCCCAUCCCGUUUGUACCUCUGCAUAUUCGGCGAGGGACGUCUCUGCCGAGACAGCCGUGUGCCCCCGUUCCUCUGGUGUCUGUCACACGCAGCUGUCGUGUGUGUCUCGUGUGGUAGAGGUCGUACACCUCCACGCGAACGGCGGUCUCGUCAUGCCCGCCUGCCUGAACCAGCUCACCGGGCUACGGCUGGGCAAUUAA
This is a messenger RNA of Trichosporon asahii var. asahii CBS 2479, 711 nucleotides long. RefSeq lists its product as uncharacterized. Lineage: Eukaryota; Fungi; Basidiomycota; Tremellomycetes; Trichosporonales; Trichosporonaceae. Gene Ontology annotation, molecular function: protein homodimerization activity; structural molecule activity. The record is from RefSeq and is a predicted model, not a curated record. The transcript is spliced from 4 exons. Gene Ontology annotation, cellular component: ESCRT II complex. Gene Ontology annotation, biological process: protein transport to vacuole involved in ubiquitin-dependent protein catabolic process via the multivesicular body sorting pathway. The coding region runs from base 1 to 711 and encodes 236 amino acids.